UGUGUGUGCGUGCUACACUGCUGGCAAAGGUUCUCCCCUUAGGGUGGGGAUUGGGAACUCGAACCCAGGUCCUUGAGCAUUGUAACAUGUGUGCCCAACCAGGUGCGCCAUCACCGGGCCCCUAUCUUCAUUUUCUGGGUCACCCUGGCAAGCCUCAGGCAUCAAAGUCCUCUGGGGUACCCUCUCUCCCAUUUCUUGGCCCCCUACAAAAAAAAAAAAAAAAAAACUGAAAUCAGGAGCUUGGAGAAGGCCCGCCCCAGAAUGUAUAAGCCCCGCCCCAGAAUGUAUAAGCCCCGCCCCAGAAUGUAUAAGCCCCGCCCCAGAAUGUAUAAGCCCCGCCCGGUCACGCCCACAAGCCACUGGCCACGCCCCAUCCCUCGAGACCCAAUUCCCCGCGCGCAGGACCUUAACUUCAGAUGAGUGACAGGCGGCGCUGGGCUAGUCCCGCCUUGGCCUUUGCCACUUACCGGAAGCGGAAGUUGCGGCGACAUUUUUUGUCCUGCUUCCGCGUUCCAGAAAUCCCAGGCUUCUUUCAGCCAGGUCCCAGGUGGGGAGCAGCCAGGACCCAGGAGCAGCCCCCCAGCACCUCCCCUCCCAGCUGCGCCCCCCCGCCAGAGCCGAGGCCGCCGCCUCCCAGCCCAGACCAUGGAGAGAUCUAUGGGGACGGUGUCUUUCGAGGACGUGACGGUGACCUUCUCCUUGGAGGAGUGGCAGCUCCUGAGCACCGCCCAGAGGACCCUGUACCGGACGGUCAUGCUGGACACCUACAGCAGCCUGGCGGCCCUGGGGCACUGCGCGGCCAAGCCCGGGGUGAUCGUCAAGCUGGAACAAGGAGCAGAGCCGUGGAUGGGGGCACAAGCUCCCCCCCGGAGCCUCGCAGGUGUGGACCAGAGACUCAAACCUGGGUUGUUGAGCAUUGUAACAGGUGUGCUCAACCAGGGCACUGCGCGGCCAAGCCCGGGGUGAUCGUCAAGCUGGAACAAGGAGCAGAGCUGUGGACGGGGGCACAAGCUCCCCCCCGGAGCCUCGCAGGGCACUGCGCGGCCAAGCCCGGGGUGAUCGUCAAGCUGGAGCAAGGAGCAGAGCCGUGGACGGGGGCAGAAGCUCCCCCCCGGAGCCUCUCAGGCCAAGACAGACAGACAGAACAAAGCAGAGGGCAAGGCCGGGGCUCGUCCUGCCCAGACGAGUUGAAGGAAUGGGGAAGCUCCCUCUUGGAGAAACCAACACCGCGGACUCCGGAUGGAAACCGUGAAGGUGACUGCCAGACACAGGUUCAAGACAGGCGCCAUCGCCACCCAGAACGGCCCCUCUCCGACUUUCCCUUUCCAGGACGGGGCAAGGCCCGUGACGUCACAUCAGCCGCGGACCAGAAAGAGACCCAGCAGAGCCAGCGGUCGGAAGCCUACACGCUGACGACGUGGGAACACGGCGACUCUAACGGAGGUGGGACGACCCCGACCCCGACCCCGAAGGCCCCCAAGGGGGAGAAACGCCACCAGUGCCAAGAAUGCCCCAAAAGGUACUACCGGAAGUCACACCUGAGCCAACACGUCAAAACGCACACGGGGGACAAACCCCACGCGUGCGCCGCCUGUCCCAAGACCUUCUACCAGAAGUCGGAGCUCAACCGGCACCUGAAGACCCACACGGGCCAGAAGGUCCACGAGUGUCAAGAGUGCGAGAAGACCUUCUACUGGAAGACCCACCUCAAGGUCCACCUGCGGACCCACACGGGCGAGAAGCCCUACGAGUGCCCCCAGUGCGCCAAGAGGUUCUGCCAGUUAUCCAGCCUCAAAAUCCACCUGAAGAUCCACUCGGGCGAGAAGCCCUACCGGUGCCAAGAGUGCGAGAAGACCUUCUACCAGACGUCGGAUCUGAAGAAACACCUCAAGACCCACUCAGGCGAGAGGCCCUACGAAUGCGGGGAGUGUGGGAAGACCUUCUGCCGGAAGUCCAACCUGGACGUCCACCGGAAGACGCACUCGGGCGAGCGACCCUAUCGGUGCAAGGAGUGUGAGAAAAGCUACUGUCAGCGGUCGGACCUCCGAGUCCACCUGAAGACGCACACCGGGGAGAAGCCCCACGCGUGCCCGGAGUGCCAGAAGACCUUCUACCAGAAGUCGGAACUCAAAAGCCACCUGAAAACGCACACGGAGGAGCGGCCCUACGGGUGCGCCCAGUGCCACAAGACCUUCCGCUGGAAGGCCAGCCUGAACAUCCACCUCAAGACGCACACGGGAGAGAGGCCCUACCAGUGCGCCCAGUGCCAGAGGAGCUUCUCGCAGAAGGUCACGCUGGUCACGCACCUCAAGACGCACACCGGGGAGAAGCCCCACGCGUGCCCCGAGUGCCCCAAGACCUUCGCCCGCAAGGCCUCCCUCAACAUCCACCUGAGGAACCACACCGGCGAGAGGGCCCACGAGUGCGCCGUCUGCGGGAAGACCUUCUCUCAGAAGUCCAUCCUCAAAGUCCACCUGGAGAUCCACAAGGCCGAGAGGCCCUUCGAGUGCCAAGACUGCGAGAAGACCUUCUACAAGAAGACGGCGCUCCACAUCCACCUGAGGAAGCACACGGGCGAGAGGCCCUACGGCUGCCAGGAGUGUCCCAAGGCCUUCUACCAGCAGUCCGACCUCAAGAAACACCUCAAGAUCCACACCGGCGAGCGACCCUACGAGUGUCCCGAGUGUCACAAGACCUUCUCCUGGAGGUCCAAUCUCAACGUGCAUCUGAAAACCCACACGGGGGAGAAGCCCUUCCAGUGCGCCCAGUGCAAGAAGAGUUUUACCCAGAAGGCAACGCUCAAGGUGCAUCUGGAGAUCCACAGGAGGAAGACCCUGUGAAUGGCAGAAGGGAACAACAAAACACAUACACACACACACACACACACACACACACACACACACACACACCCCACCACCACCACAACAAAAACAGUAAAGGUUCUCUCAGAUGUCUGUUUUCACACACACCACAAUAACAACAGCAAACAGUAAAGGUUCUCUCAGAUGUCUGUUUUCACACACACCACAAUAACAACAGCAAACAGUAAAGGUUCUCUCAGAUGUCUGUCUUCACACACACCACAAUAACAACAGCAAACAGUAAAGGUUCUCUCAGAUGUCUUUUUUUUAAUGUAUUUCUUUACUGGGGAAUUAAUGUUUUACAUUCAACAGUCAACACAUCGUCUGGACAUGCAUCACAUUUCCCAGGUUUCCACAGAACAAUACAACCUCCACUAGGUCCUCUGUCAUCCUUCUUGGAUCUGUAUUCUCCCCACCCCCUCACACACCCCAGAGUCUUUGACUUUGGUGCAGUACGCCAGUUCCAAUUCAGGUUCUACUUGGGUUUUCUUUUUUUUUUUUUUUUUUUUCUCUCGGUGUUGACAUCAAACUUUAUUUUAAACGAUUUUAUAGUUUUAACACUUGACCAGAAAGAUGUGGGAAGAGGAAGGCAGAGCAGGAUGGGGGAGAAGACAUGGGAUUGAGCGAUGGGAUGGCACUGUACACAGUUGCGCUUGUCUUAAAGCUUGAAGAAUGCAGGGCAGGUAGCUCCUGGUAGAAUUACAUCCAAGUACUUGUG
Molecule: messenger RNA, 3579 nt
Organism: Erinaceus europaeus (western European hedgehog)
Lineage: Eukaryota; Metazoa; Chordata; Mammalia; Eulipotyphla; Erinaceidae
Product: gastrula zinc finger protein XlCGF57.1-like
Exons: 8
Coding region: 417-2840 (807 amino acids)
Biological process (GO): regulation of DNA-templated transcription
Source: RefSeq, a predicted model, not a curated record